Messenger RNA from Pollicipes pollicipes, 1670 nucleotides. Its product is annotated as protein FAM98A. The transcript has 4 exons. The record is from RefSeq and is a predicted model, not a curated record. Lineage: Eukaryota; Metazoa; Arthropoda; Thecostraca; Pollicipedomorpha; Pollicipedidae. Gene Ontology annotation, cellular component: tRNA-splicing ligase complex. Bases 651 to 1670 code for a protein of 339 amino acids.
CGUGGCGUGGUCACGUGUUGCGCCGUGGUCUGUCGGGUGGUUGUCUGUGGAAGGUUCCAUGACUUGCUCGUUUAUGCUGCGAUAAUUAGUAAAUGCUUGUGAGAUAUACCUUAAACAGGAAUUCACUCACAGUUUCGACUUCUCUGAGAUGCCAGUCGUAUAAUGGGAAAACGUAAGCGCAACUCUGUGAACCCGUUCAAGAAGGAGAAGGAGCGGGCUAGCAAGAAGGGGAACCCCAUCUACCGCGUGGCCGGCGCCGGCUUCAAGGCCAAGUCCGGCUCCAGGAAGGAGGUGAACCUUCACAACCAGGCUCUCGUCGAGGCCUUAGACAAGCAGCUGGGAGAGCAGCAGAAGGAGCUGGCCCUCAAGAAGCCAGCGGAGAAGAAGCCGACGGACGUACCCAAGAAGCCAGCGAAGGCCUCCGCUGCGCUGCCGGAAGAGAAGUCGGUGGACGAGCGCGUCGACGAUCUCUCCGAGUCGCUGAUGCUGUCGUAACACCGGCUGCACUAGCCAGCGAGCACCUAUCGUAGUCAGCACACCGGUAGGCGCCGCCGCGAAGGCAACCCGUCCUGCGCUUCAACUCUGCCGGCGUUGCGCCGUUGCACCGAAUCUGCGUCUCAGCAGCCGCCCGCCGGGGAGCAGCGGCCGCCAUGGAGAACGACGUUCUUGACUGCCUGGAUGACCUGCAGUACCCGGGACCGUGCUCGGAGCCGGCGGCGCUGACGGCGGCGCUCGACGGCGGCCCCGAGUCGGCCCAGUUCCGCCAGCUGGUGGCCUGGCUGGUCGGCCAGCUCGGUCCGCUCUGCCACCUGGAGGAGACGGUGGCGGCCGAGAGCGGCGCCGACGACUUCCAGCUGGAGCUGAGCGGUGUGCUGCGCGAGCUGCGCUGUCCGCACGCACCACUGCUCGACGGGCCGACGCAGGCGCGGCUGGCGGCGCGGCCCGCGCGCCUCCUGCUGCUCGACUUCCUCUGCGGCGAGCUGCAGGCGGCGCGCAUGCUGGCGACCGACGCGCCGCCGGCCGGCCCGCCCACGGCCGAGACGCCCACGGCGGCGGCCCUCAAGCGCGCGCUGCUCGCGCUCAACUUCCCCAAGCCGCCGGCGCAGAUCACUCCGGCGCAGCUGUUCUCGAAGGUGGAGCAGAAGCUGGGGGAGGUGGUGCGCGCGGCGCCGCCGGCGCUGGUCGGCACGCCGCUCUGGAGCGGCGAGCUCAGCCAGCAGCAGUGGCGCCACCUGGAGCGUAUCGCCUCCGAGCUACAGCACGAGUACCGGCUGCGGCGCGAGAUGCUGCUGAAGCGGCUAGACGUGACCGUGCAGAGCUUCCGCUGGUCACCGCGCGCCCAGCAGCGCCAGGAGGAGGUGCUGGCGGCGUUCGGUGCGCGCCGGGCCGCCAUGACGCGCGAGCCGGCCGUCCAGCUGGCCGAUCUGCUGGCGGCGCGUGCCGACCUGGCUGUGGAGGAGCGCACCUGCAGCAGUCAGGUGCGCCGCAACACGCGCACCGGGCUGAACCGAGUCGUGAUCGGACCCGUGCCGGACCGCGGCGGCCGACCGAGCGAGCAGCGCGCGCCGCCGCCGGAGAUGCCCAGCUGGAAGCCGCGCGACGCUGGCCAGCCCGGCGGCAGGGGUGGGGCGGGCUUCCGUGGCGGCUUCCGCGGCGGCGGCCGGGGUUAA